ACUUAUACCUGCCCGGUCGACAAACCCUCGGGGGCGCGCGUCUGAAUAAACAAGCCCAGUGAUUCACGUUGUUGUUCGUUCAUUUUUCUUACAACUGUCCAUCGUAAUUGACUCGCGUGCCCGGUAAAGCUUCCACGUCGCGUUGAUGUGACGUACGCAUCGUUGCGACUGAAGAUUGGUUAUCCAUCCGUGUUUUAACUGUUGCUUUUUCGAGUGGCAAGUCGUUGACAGCGUUGUCUAUUUCGUGUGUAUUUUAUGCGAUAGGGAAAGCUGUCCCUAGACUGUAACGACGACAGUACUUUGGGUGUACGCGUGUGUGCCAUCACAAAAGAAGAGUAGAAAACGUCACGUCAGAAUAUGAAGUCGUUUGUUCUUUUAUCUGCUCUCGUGUCAAUCACUGCGACCGCACACUCGAGUUCGUACGGCCAGUCGUACCAGUAUAGCUAUCGAGGACCCUACACUCAGCACGGAGCGACAAUUCCUCAGGAAGCAGCAUCAGGUGACCUUCUUGGGAUGCAUAGCUUUAGCAGUUUAGGAAGCGGCCUCUCCUAUGGUGGCCUUGGAAGCCUUGGGGGUUAUGGAGGCCAUAAUAUCUUAUUAUCAGCAGGUCACUUUGGUAGUCACAGGUUCACCCCUGGCAGUCAUGGACAUCGAAGCCUCCAACUAGUCGAUUACGGCUUUCCGGAGAGGUCCAAACUCUACGGGGGAUAUGUUGGAGGUUUUGGUGGAUAUGCUAAAGGCGCCCUCGACAGCAUUCAGCACCUAAAUCAGGGCGGCGUCAGGCUGCCAUUGUUAUCGUACGGUGCACCUAAAACUUCAUCAAUUGCCUUUGGAUCACACGCUGGUUUAAGGGGACACGACGCAUCGCUUGGUCUUCAUGCUCCCAUCGCUCAUUACGAAAGACAUCAGAUUCGGCACGGGCAUCAGAACGGCCAUCUUGGCUUUGGUAUUGGCGGGACCCAAUAUGAAGUCGAAUAUACGAAGGCAGCGUCUGCCGCUUAAGAGUUUCCCCAAGGCUUAAACCUGCCAUAAACAGCCUUCACGCUGGAUUAGGCUGAUGUGAAUACUAUCCUGCCAUUCAUUUGAGUGACUAGCCUAUGUAAUCUCGCAUGUAACUAUACGGUUUCUAUCGGCAUUUGUUCCCUUAUUCUAUUAUUUUGGCAAUUAUAAUACUUGAACACCCAUGCGUCAAGAAA
Messenger RNA from Varroa destructor (honeybee mite), 1196 nucleotides. RefSeq lists its product as uncharacterized. NCBI's taxonomy places the organism in Eukaryota, Metazoa, Arthropoda, Arachnida, Mesostigmata, Varroidae. The record is from RefSeq and is a predicted model, not a curated record.